CUCCCGAAGGGGGUCCCUCGGGCCCCCCGCUGGCGCCACCCCUGAAUGUUUACACAAGUGUACCUUCUAAUUCGAGGCCCUUCGAUUCUAGACCACUUUAUUAAAGAACCAAACAAUCGUCAAUAUUUUGACACAAAGCUGACACCAACUGGAGACCGAGACCACCCUAAAUUUCCAGGUCCCAAAGUGGUCUCGAGGACAACUGUAUUGAUGAUCAAUAAUAGUAUUCUUGUAACUGCUGUCCUUAAUUUAUCAAUGUUUAUAAGUCUGCUCAUCUCACUGGGGCUAUAUGUCCCAUGAAUAAUUAUAAUGCAAGAACUGUCAGUGAAUAAUAGUAUGUACAUCAUUACUUCCUCCAUUCUAAAUCAUCGACUGUCCCUUUUCUCCAUGCCUAUUUUUUAUGCAUAACUGCAUAGAUUUAAGAUUCGCAUUCGACUAAGUACAGGACGUAUUUACACCAAAUCAAAACGACACACAUUGAUAUGCUCCAGUAACAGAUCAGCUUUUGUACAAAUUAUUAGAUACGUGAGGACGUGAUUUAAAUUCUUUAAUAGUAAAACCUGAUAAUAACCAAUUCUUGUAAUGCGCCCUCUAUACCAGCCACUGGCACCAUCCAAUGCAAUCACAGUAGACUUUUAAUAAACGUUGCAUGGAUUAGGCUGCGAUGAUGACAACGUUGCUUAGAACGUCAGAUAGCCUAGUUGCAUAUGGCUGCUUCGUCGUAUGUCCCCAAGGAUAUUAUUAUUAUUAUUAUUAUAAAAUUGAAUGCUGAUGUGAGCUGGUUUUGAUUAACAGUAUCCCACUAUUUGGACAAUAGCGUGUGUUGUCACGAGCCGCUAUGCAGAAAAAUGCUAUAUUCAAUAUAUAGAUGAACGUUUAUCAUACGGCGCGUUGCUUGUAUUUUUUUUAUCUUCAAACAUAAUUUAUAAUACUUUUAGUGAAUUGGAAAUCUUUCAUGCUUAUUUUAUAAAUAUAUUACGAGUUUUGCUCCUGAAAGUCUACACGAGCCUAUAAGAGGAUUCAAAUAUAUCACGGAUGAUCUGCAGGUCGGUUUCAAGAAUCUACAUGACCCUGUAAAGUAAAUGAUAGCGAAUCACAGGAAAACUUACCCCGAACACACGCUAUAAUGCCAGUUUUUGGAAAAGCCAGCAAAACAAACGAUAAACGACAUGUUCAGGCACGAGGAAAGCCUAUAUCAGAACCAAAGAUUCCAGAACUGGAUCUAUCCCACCUUACGCAAGAUGAGAUCGCAGUCAUUCAACAUGUUCUUCAAAAACAAAAACUGUUCGAAAAACAAACGGAAAAUAAACGUAUUAUGAUCGAGAAUCAGAUUAGGCAACAUGAGACACGAAUCAACAACAAUAUUAAGAAACAUUUAGACUUGCGCCUGUGUAGAUUAUGUUUUCAUGAGAAGUUCGGGGAUGGCAUUGGACGAGUGUGUCACGACUGCCGUCGAAGAGUUUGUUACCAUUGCGGAUCUUUCUACAAACCGAUCGAGAGUUUUAGUGUAGAGGUGAAAGCGAAAUGGCGCUGUCGUCUCUGUAGUCUGAAACGUGAAUUUCUAUGCAUGACAGGAAAUUGGUACCAUGGUGACAAGGCACGCCCUGCCCUUGAUGCAAAGACGCUUGAAUCUAUAGAAGUUGUUUCCGAUAAGGAGGAAUCAAGAAAAUCGCAUAGUAGGAAAAAAUCGUGUGCCUUCCAUUCGUCAGGGGUUAAGUCAGAUACAGAAACAUUACAUCCCUGUACCCAGGGAAAUCGUCGAAAGCAAUUAUACCACCGUCGAUCAUGUAGACGACCAGAAGAGAACCUGGACAUGCGGUACGACCCCCGCAUGGACGACCCAAGAAGGCGGAAACGUCCUUACGGUCGACGAAGACGUCGGCCUGGGGUGAUCUCGAAGAAUCAGGUUGAAGUUGGUCGAGAAUCUUCUGACACUGACGGGGAACCAUUACACGGCAGGUACCAUAGACGUAUGACCGAUUCAUUUCGAUACCCUCGUCUUAAAGAAGGGUAUAAUAACCCUCAGAGCGGUAGCCCAGACAGUGGUAUGGAGAUAUCUGCUAGUGACUAUCACCACCACCACCAUCAUCCCCAACAACAGCAGCAGCAAGCGAAUAAGAACAGUAACUGUUCUGCCUUAUGGCAAAGACGGAUGAGUAAGUCAUUUGAGGCAGAGGAAGAUGAGGAAACACAACAAAUACCUUCCAUUCGUAUAGAAAAGGGGUCAGAAACGGGGUCAUCACAGAUGGAAUUUAACGAAGUGGAGUACGUAGUGCUAAGGAAGGAUUUCAAUGAUCGAUCAGUCCGAACUCGUGGGUUCGGCAUGGAAAUCAUUAGCGGAAAAAUGCGCCCUGACGGCACACUGGUUACCGUAGUAACACGUGUUGUUGCUGGUGGUCCGGCGCAUGUGCAGGGCAACUUAAAAUCAGGAGAUCAAAUAUUGGAAUGGAAUGGACAUAACCUUCUUGACAAAACAUUCGAAGACGCAUGCUGUAUAUUAUCGGAAGAAUGUGAAAUUCUAAAGAUACUUGUUAUGCGGUCUAGACAGCAUUUCAGACACAAUAGUGUCGAUCGGAACAGACCGAUGAGUCUCGUGGACACAGAGAUCACAGCCAGAAGAAAGACGAUUUCG
Messenger RNA from Anneissia japonica, 2632 nucleotides. RefSeq names its product regulating synaptic membrane exocytosis protein 2-like. The annotation marks the transcript as partial. NCBI's taxonomy places the organism in Eukaryota, Metazoa, Echinodermata, Crinoidea, Comatulida, Comatulidae. Gene Ontology annotation, cellular component: cytoskeleton of presynaptic active zone; presynaptic membrane. Gene Ontology annotation, biological process: calcium ion-regulated exocytosis of neurotransmitter; regulation of synaptic plasticity; regulation of membrane potential. The transcript is spliced from 10 exons. The record is from RefSeq and is a predicted model, not a curated record. Gene Ontology annotation, molecular function: transmembrane transporter binding; small GTPase binding.